Procambarus clarkii (red swamp crayfish) is the source of this 355-nucleotide messenger RNA. The record is from RefSeq and is a predicted model, not a curated record. NCBI's taxonomy places the organism in Eukaryota, Metazoa, Arthropoda, Malacostraca, Decapoda, Cambaridae.
GCCCACCCCCACGCCCACAGGCCCACCCCGCGCCCACAGGCCCCCCACCCCCCCGCGCCCACAGGCCCACCCCGCGCCCACAGGCCCACCCCGCGCCCACAGGUCCACCCCGCGCCCACAGGUCCACCCCGCGCCCACAGGCCCACCCCGCGCCCACAGGUCCACCCCGCGCCCACAGGCCCACCCCGCGCCCACAGGUCCACCCCGCGCCCACAGGCCCACCCCGCGCCCACAGGCCCACCCCGCGCCCACAGGUCCACCCCGCGCCCACAGGUCCACCCCACGCCCACAGGCCCACCCCACGCCCACGCGGGCGGCGCUGCAGACGGUGGGCGGCGCCAAUGAGAUGCAAUAG